Leptidea sinapis is the source of this 1996-nucleotide messenger RNA. Its product is annotated as interleukin-1 receptor-associated kinase 4-like. The coding region runs from base 177 to 1955 and encodes 592 amino acids. Lineage: Eukaryota; Metazoa; Arthropoda; Insecta; Lepidoptera; Pieridae. Gene Ontology annotation, molecular function: ATP binding; protein kinase activity. Gene Ontology annotation, cellular component: plasma membrane. The record is from RefSeq and is a predicted model, not a curated record. The transcript is spliced from 4 exons. Gene Ontology annotation, biological process: protein phosphorylation.
CCUUGUUUACAAAAUAUUGACGAUAACAAAUCCAAAAAAAAGAUUAUAUAUUUUAUAAUAAUUAUGUAUUUUUUCUUUUUUUAUACAGUAUAGUUGCUUAUUAUAUAGAACAAAUAACUUUUAAGUAUUCAUUUAUGUAAAUAGUUUUAAAAAUUGUGUACAUUUACUUGAGUGUAAUGAAUAAAAAUAUAGAAUUAAGAAAGCUUCCCGCUGGUGUGUUGUGUAAUGUAAUAAAUAUUCUAGAAACGAACAAUGAUUGGAAGAAAUUCAUGGCCAAUGUACCGAAAGAUUUACUUUCUUCUGACUUUGAACCGAAAUAUAAUAAUGAACACAUAAGAAUUAUAGAAGAAUACGCGAAAGAAACAAAUCAAAAAUGUACAGAAAUAUUAUUUGACGAGUGGGGAACCUCUGGAAAAGUUAGACCCACUCUCCAACAUGUGAAGGAAAUUGCACUGAAAACCCAGAUCUAUAGAGCAGCUGAUGAAAUAGCUAUUAUGUUGCAAGAACCAUUGCCACAGAGACCAAAAGAUGGCCCAGCUGCUCCUAUAACAACAAAUAUUACAGAGAUGUUAAAUGAUAGUAUAGAGCAGAGAUAUAAUACAAAUAUGGAACAAUUGUGUGAUGGUCCAACACUUCAAAUGAAAUCGGCUAGUGACUUGAUUGAGUUUUCAAAGUUGGCAUAUUCAACUGGCAAACCAAUAAGUAGUGAACAAGUAUCAAUAGGCAAUAAAACAACAGUCCAAAUGAAGUCAGAGAGUGAUCUUAUUGAAUUUUCUAAAUCUGCAUUUCAAACUGAGUUAAGCAAUGUUCAGAAACAUUCUAUGAAUAUUCCUAAUCUGAGUGUAAUGAUAAGUGAAGACCAAGAUAUUACUUUAUCAUCAAAAACCAUAAGCACAACGAAUACUAUUUCCAGUGUUAAUUAUCCCGACACCUAUCAACAGUCAUUCCCAAAUAUAAAUAUAUCAGAUAGGAUUGAUAGUGUAAUUCUACAAGAUGAAAAGUUAAUACAUUUUGACUAUAGAGAACUACAGACAAUUACAAAUAACUUUUCUGAAAAUCUAACACAAGGCCCAAAUGGGCCAGUGGGUAGAAUAGGCAGUGGUGGCUUUGGUGAUGUGUUUGUUGGAUGUCAUAGUAAAUAUGGAACUCUUGCUGUUAAAAAAAUACAUGAUCAAUUAACUAUACAUCGCAAACCAGAUAUAGCCAUAAAAGUAUUUAAUGCUGAAGUGAAAUUCUUAUCACAUUUUAGGCACAAAAAUAUACUUCCUAUUUUAGGCUUUUCUAAAGAUGGGCCAAUUCCUUGCAUAGUUAGUGAAUACAUAGAUGGUGGAUCACUACAAGAAAAAAUAGCUGCUAAAGUUUUAAGUGAAAAACAGAGAAUAGAGAUAAUGAUAGGUACAGCUGAAGGGUUAAAAUAUUUACACACCAACAAAACAUCCCUGCAAGUCCCUUCUGAACUGCAAAGUAUGGAAAUCACACUUGAUUUAGAUUCUGAAAAUUCAUGUAAGAACUUUGUGCAUGGUGAUGUUAAGAGCGCCAAUAUAUUGCUCACAUCAGAGAAUAUUCCCAAGCUGUGUGACUUUGGAUUGGCAAAACAGUAUGACUCAACAGCUAUUACAACAUAUCCAAUGGGUACAUCAGCAUAUAUGGCUCCUGAAGGAUUGCGUGGAACCAUUACUCAAAAGAUAGAUAUAUUUAGUUUUGGCAUUGUUUUGUUGGAGUUAUUGACUGGUUUGAAGCCUAUAAUUAUUAUGAAUGGAGACAAACUAAAUAUAAAUGAUUAUGUGGAAGAGAAUUACAAUAAUGAUAUUAAUUCUAUUGUGGAUCCGGUUAUUCCGAGCUGGAUAAGAGCUAAGGACAUAUUCAAUUUAGCUCAAAUGUGUUUACAAAGGAACAGGAAGGACAGACCUACUAUGGAUAAAGUAUAUGAUACUUUAGUAAGUUUAAAAUUGUGAUUUUUAUGUUAUUAAAGACAUAUUUUUAAGAAUUUAAAAAA